UUGAAAGAUUCUUUCAUGUGUCGAAUUUGAAUGAUGAAUCAGACGAUGGUCGUUACCGGUUACUGAGAUAAACUGUUCACUUUGGCGAAUCAGAAUCACACAAUUGUUUCACAAAGAGAUAAGCCACAGCAAAACCCCAACAAACAGACACAGAGAAGACAGAGAGAAGAGAGAGAGAGAGAAUGGUUCGCGCGAUUUCUUCUCCUCCACAACGCACUCUCUUCUCCAGCUCCGGCGCUUUCCCCUCUUCCAAUUUCUGCACUCGCCGCCCAUACAGCUUCUCCGGCAUCCCGCCGGCCAAGUCCCCGACCAGAGCCGUGAGCUUGGGGACGACCCAGCCGGAUACCCGACCCAAGAACCCGACCCGACGCGGAUUCGACGUCGAAAACCUAACCACAUGGCUGCUGAAGCAAGAACAAUCGGGCCAAAUCGACGCGGAACUCACCAUCGUCCUCUCCAGCAUUUCCUUAGCCUGCAAGCAGAUCGCCUCGCUGCUGCAGAGAUCCAGCAUUAUCAACCUCACCGGCGGCCACGGCACCAUCAACGUCCAGGGCGAGGACCAGAAGAAACUCGACGUCAUCUCCAACGAGCUGUUCUGCAACUGCCUGAGAUCGAGCGGGCGCACGGGGAUCAUAGCCUCGGAGGAAGAAGACGUACCAGUUGCUGUGGAAGAAACCUACUCUGGAAACUACGUGGUGGUGUUUGAUCCCAUUGAUGGCUCUGCCAAUAUCGACACUGCCUUGACCACUGGUUCCAUCUUUGGGAUUUAUGCGCCUGAUAAGCAAUGCCUCUUCGACAUUGAAGAUGAUUCUCCGCUUAAUCAAGAAGAACAAAAAUGCAUCAUGAAUGUAUGUCAACCUGGAAACAACCUAUUAGCAGCUGGUUACUGCCUCUAUUCAAGCUCAGUUGUCUUCACAAUCUCCAUUGGAAAAGGAGUUUUUGCCUUCACUUUGGACCCUUCCUAUGGUGAAUUUGUCUUAACUCAUAACAACAUCAAGAUACCAACCUUGGGAAAGAUCUACUCUUUCAAUGAAGGCAACUAUGAUCUUUGGGACGACAAGCUGAAGAACUACAUCGAUCAUCUCCGACAACCGACGUCCUCUGGCAAGUCCUACUCCGGCCGCUACAUCGGCUGCCUGGUCGGCGAAAUCCAUAGAAUGUUGCUUGUUGGAGGUAUCUAUGGAAACCCUGCAAAUGCGAACAACAAAAAUGGCAACCUUAGGUUGUUGUACGAGUGCGCGCCGAUGAGCUAUCUGAUCGAACAGGCGGGAGGGAAGGCGAUAGAUGGUCAUCGGAGAAUACUUGACAUCGAACCCGCGAAGAUUCACCAACGCACACCAAUAUUCAUUGGGAGCUCAGAGGAAGUGGAGAAAUUGCAAAAGUUUUUGGCUUGAUUUGAAACAGAGAAUGAGGUUGGAGGAGAAAUCAUUUUCUUUCUCAAUGUUCUUUCUUCAAUAUAUAUCUGUCUCUAAUUUUCUCAUUGUAGGUAAUCCAAGAUUAUGGCAUCAGAAAGUUGAAUUUUCUCCAAUUAUUCCAAUAUUUUUGGACACCAAUGCAGUGAUGGAAAUUGUUGGAGAUAAUCUGUUUACCAUAUAUAUUUAAAAAUUUGUUAUAA
This is a messenger RNA of Momordica charantia (bitter melon), 1615 nucleotides long. Its product is annotated as fructose-1,6-bisphosphatase, chloroplastic. Gene Ontology annotation, biological process: fructose 1,6-bisphosphate metabolic process; fructose metabolic process; gluconeogenesis. Gene Ontology annotation, molecular function: fructose 1,6-bisphosphate 1-phosphatase activity. Gene Ontology annotation, cellular component: cytosol; cytoplasm. The record is from RefSeq and is a predicted model, not a curated record. NCBI's taxonomy places the organism in Eukaryota, Viridiplantae, Streptophyta, Magnoliopsida, Cucurbitales, Cucurbitaceae.